CUCUAAUUACUCUUUUCUUGUCCACAGUUUUCUAUUUUUCAUUCUCCUCCUUCACCCCCAAUUUUGCCCAGAGUCUUGUCGUCGAGUGGCUCGGCUCGGCUCGGCUCAGCUGCUGCUUGUUUGUCCAGAUUCGGCCAAGCAGCGGAUGCGGAUGCCGACAUGGUGUGAUUGACGGGUGAUUCGCACUGCUCCGACGAACUAAAUGUCGCAGAAUCAGCUGCAGAGUGGCAACGCCGGUAUUCCAGUGCACGAGGUCUACUGGGCGCUGGUGGCCAAGGCCGACAAGAAGUUCUCCAAGAUCCGGGACUUGCCGUACUAUCAACGCACUAGAUAUGAUACAUACUUCUAUAAAGUCUUUAAGGUCUAUACCCAACUUUGGAAGUUUCAGCAAGAGAAUCGGCAGAAAUUGGUGGAUGCUGGGUUAAAGAGGUGGGAGAUCGGGGAGAUUGCCUCCCGUAUUGGGCAGCUUUAUUUUGGACAGUACAUGAGGACUAGUGAGGCCACCUAUUUGUCGGAAUCUUAUAUAUUUUAUGAGGCAAUCCUGACAAGAGAGUAUUUUAAGGAUGGGCUGCAUCAGGAUUUGAGUCUUGCCACUAAGCAGUUGAGGCUUAUUGCUCGCUUUCUGACCGUUUGUUUGGUCUUGAACCGGCGUGAAAUGGCUUAUCAGUUGGUGAAUCAACUCAAAAUGUUACUUGAUGAAUGCAAAAGAACCUUCCAGGAAACUGACUUUAAAGAAUGGAAGCUCGUGAUACAGGAAAUAGUUAAAUUCCUGAAAGCUGACACAACUUUUAUGAAUAUCAGGCCUUUGAGGUAUAGCGUGGUUUUGGAUCUUCACCCAGAUUGUCUUCCACAACUUACAAGUGCAAAGAGAAAGUUAAGAUUAAGAGAUGCUUUAUUGUGCAGUUACCAUCCUAAUGAGGUCAAGUUCUCUGAGCUCACUCUCGACACUUUUAGGAUGUUACAAUGUUUAGAAUGGGAACCCAGCGGUUCAUUUUACCAGGAAAGCAUGGGUCCGUCAAGUGGACCUGUAUCUGGUGCCAGUCAAAAUGGAGCCUCAGGGCCAAGUCGUGUGAAUCAAGAUAUAACUGAUCCUACUUUGCCACCCAAUCCUCGGAAAGCUAUUUUAUUUCGGCCGUCAGUUACCCAUUAUAUGGCAGUUUUAGGGACUGUGUGUGAGGAACUUCCUCCUGAUGGGGUUCUCUUAAUAUACCUUUCAGUUUCAGGAAACAGGGAACACACAAUGCCAUCUCCCUAUGCUGGAAGUUCAAUUAGUUAUACCGAGAGCAUCACCAGGAGCUUUCAGUUUCAUUCCAUCAACCCUGACUCGAGCUCUACUGUUCCCAUUAUCUCUGGAUCUGAUGCCCCAGAUCAUUCAGGUCAUGCAGCUGAUUGCUUACAAAUUGGGCCCCGUGGACAUGGAGGUAUAAAUUGCCUAUAUCCAUCUGAUUUGCUGCCAUUCACAAGGCGGCCCCUAUAUUUGGUUGUUGACAGCGAAAAUAGUAAAGCAUUCAAGGUUCUAAGCGGCACUGAAAAAGGAGAACCUGUUGCGAUGCUGCUAUCUCCAACCGUGCCACUACCAUUUCCUUCUGUAGAAUCCUCUCGCCAACCCAGUGGAAGUUUGUUUACGAGCUUUCUUACGGCUCCUCUGCAGACAUUCAUUCUCUUGCUGGGGUUCACUGGAUCGGAUAUUGAAAAGGAUCUGUACAAAGAAGCUGAGAAGCUGCUUUUGUCCUCAUUCAACAAAUUGGGGUCAUUAUUGGCUGCCGCUGAUGACCUUGAUCCUACAUGGGCACAAAUUUUAACCGAUCCGUUCUUGAGGCGACUCCUUUUAAGAUUUAUAUUCUGCCGAGCAAUACUUUCUCUGUAUUCCUCAUCUUCGGGCAAGACAGAAUUCCAACCUGAGUGCGCCCCUCUACUCCCAGAAGCUGUGUCGCCAAAGAGCUCCACGUGCAAGACAGUCAUCUUGGAAUUAUCGAACCUGUUCGGAGCUACCCGGCAGUUCGUGUUCGGAGAGGGAGCAGUGUUGUCUGGUAAUUGAAACAAAAUGAAAUUCAUUAUGAGUAAGAGAAAAAAUAGGAUGUAAGAUGUUAUUUAUAAUCAAUGCCCUGGGAAUGAAUAUGUGUUGUGUCGGUGGUUUGUUCUUUGUUGAUCCUUUCAUGUUGUGUUGCAUUUGCAUUUCAUUUGUGUGUUUCCAUAUGCUGGUAAGUAAAAUAUAGGGCUUGUUACUUUUA
Messenger RNA from Andrographis paniculata, 2231 nucleotides. RefSeq lists its product as uncharacterized. Gene Ontology annotation, molecular function: transcription corepressor activity. Gene Ontology annotation, cellular component: nucleus. NCBI's taxonomy places the organism in Eukaryota, Viridiplantae, Streptophyta, Magnoliopsida, Lamiales, Acanthaceae. The transcript is spliced from 10 exons. Gene Ontology annotation, biological process: DNA-templated transcription. Bases 203 to 2038 code for a protein of 611 amino acids. The record is from RefSeq and is a predicted model, not a curated record.